AUGGACGAUUAUAUUCAGACGCCGGCAGACACACGCGGCGAGGCCAGAGGCUCCAAAAUGGCGUCCGCUUUCUCCGCACCCGGAGCCCCCUCUGCCUCCACGCUGGAUGGCAUCGGGGAAGAAAUCCGCACUAUUGCGGCCUCCAUGGCCACCAAGGCUGACCUACUGGUACUUACCACCACUAUACAGGAUGCCCUGCGGGCUGAAAUGGCCGGAAUCCGGACAGAGGUGGCAGCGCAGGGUGCCCGAGUUCUUGACCUGGAGCGCUCCCACGAGGCCCAACAUGCCAGACUGACUUCGACCGACACGGCCGUUGCUAGGCAAGGGGACAUGCUCCUACAGCUCAGGAGAACGGUGGAGGACCUCGACAACCGCGGGCGCUGCUGCAACAUCCGCGUACGCGGUAUGCCAGAAGCAGAAGGCGAUGAAAACAUUGAAACAGAGCUGACAGCCCUUUUCCGCCUGAUUUUGCCCGGUGACACCCCAAUGGAGAUCAGGUAUGACAGGGCACAUAGGGCGCUCAGACCUCGCUCCCUAGAGGAGGGCCCAAGGGACAUAAUAUGCUGCCUGCAUUCAUUUGCUGUGAAAGAUGCCAUUAUGAAGGCGGCCAGAUCCCACCCCACAUGGGAAUACAAAGAGGCACAUAUAUCAUUAUUUAAUGACCUAUCCCCAGUUACUCUCGAAGCUAGGAGAGCGCUGCGGCCCAUCACGACGCUCCUUAGGGAUCACAACAUUACCUACAAAUGGGGCUUUCCGUUCGCCCUUCUGGCGAGACACCAGAACGGCUGGGUGUCAAUUCGCUGGCUGGAAGAGGUCCCCAGGUUCCUGGAGGACUUGGGCCUACCGCCUGUACCUGUACCUGAUUGGGUCCUGGGCCCGCUAGACGUUGGCCCGAGACCGCAACGCGCACCUCGCCGACGCAGGGGAAGGUCCCCACAGGGCCCGCCUCGCCGCCGUCAAGACGCAGGAGAGGCUCAAGAGUGA
Molecule: messenger RNA, 984 nt
Organism: Pelobates cultripes (western spadefoot toad)
Lineage: Eukaryota; Metazoa; Chordata; Amphibia; Anura; Pelobatidae
Source: the annotation of a GenBank genome assembly